Molecule: messenger RNA, 1002 nt
Organism: Bicyclus anynana (squinting bush brown)
Lineage: Eukaryota; Metazoa; Arthropoda; Insecta; Lepidoptera; Nymphalidae
Exons: 1
Coding region: 250-642 (130 amino acids)
Biological process (GO): proteasome assembly
Source: RefSeq, a predicted model, not a curated record
CAAUGUCAAAUAAUGUCAAGUCAAUUGAACUGACGUUUGUUUGUUUUCUUUUGUAAUUUAUUGAAAAUAAUGUAAUAUUGUAAUACAAAUCCAGUUUUUUGAUAUAAAUACGUACAGAUAUUACGUCCAUUCUUUACAUACAAAAUUCUUCAGAUAUUUAACUUCGUGUUCGUGCUAAAUUUGCCACCAAAGCGGUUAUAAGGACAACCGGUUGAAAUCAGCUGGUGCAAUCAACAACGGUUACUGAAGAUGGAAGCUGGCAGCUCCCCGAAGCGGCUGACGACGACACGGCGCGUGAAGUACCGCGAGAGCGCGUGGCGUGUACAUGAAUUCGAGGUGUGGAGCGGCGAACUGCUGUGCCGGGCGGCCGUGCUACGCAUGGAUGGAUCCGCGCUGGUGUGGCUAGGCGCACAGGAUGCACAGCUGGGUGACAUGGCGCUGGGUAUGCCGCACGAGAACGGCGCCCUGGCCACGGCGUUGCUGGGCUCUGCUGACGACGCAGUGCGACUGGCUAGACGCCUGGCCGCAGCGCGCGCUCGCCCCGCGCACGUGUGCUGCUCGCUGGCGCUGAACCGCUUUACAGCGCCGCUGGUGGAGCGCGCUCUGGCGGCUGAGCUUAAAGCUCACCCUGACUGCUUCUGAGCUGCGGAGCGUGCUGAAUAACAGCUGCUGAUUGUGUGACUGUACAAAACUUAUAGUGUAUAUGUUGUGUUACACCUUGUAUUGUUACAUGUUUCAAGGUGAUGAAAUAUCAUUAUGUUGUAUGGUGUAGUAGCCUUGACAGACAAUCAUAAGUUUCCAGAAGGCUGAUAUUUCCAAAUGCUAUCUCUCUCAUUCCCCUGACAUUAUGAGUUGAGCUUAAUAUGGCAUUUUUGGUGUCUUUUCAGUUAUUUGUGUUCACCCAUGACUGCAUGAGACAGUAAUGUAUUCUUGCAAAGCCAUGUUACUACAGCCAGUUAUUGUAAAUUAAGCCUAAUUGAAAUAAAUGAACUUUAACUUUGA